Molecule: messenger RNA, 4738 nt
Organism: Jaculus jaculus (lesser Egyptian jerboa)
Lineage: Eukaryota; Metazoa; Chordata; Mammalia; Rodentia; Dipodidae
Gene: Hmgxb3
Product: HMG-box containing 3
Exons: 20
Coding region: 132-3842 (1236 amino acids)
Source: RefSeq, a predicted model, not a curated record
CUGCUGUCACGACUGGAGUCGCCUCUCGCCCACAGCGGGGAGCGCGAGUACGCCGAGCAGCCGCCUCGUCGAGCCCCUGGGCCGGGCUCUUCCGGGAAUGUGAGCCGCGCGGCUGGCACGCUUGCACGGCCAUGGAUGCAUCGUAUGAUGGUCCUGAGGUAACUGUCCUGAAGGAGGAAAUUGAGGAAGACUACUCCUAUACCUCCCCUGGGCCACCCAAGAAGAAGAAAAGAGACAAAAUCCAUGGAGAAAAAGCCAAGAAACCUAGGUCGGCCUACCUUCUAUACUACUAUGACAUCUGCUUGAAAGUGCAGCAGGAGCUGCCCCACCUCCCGCAGUCUGCCAUCAAUAAGAAGAUUAGUGAGAGUUGGAGACUUCUCAGUGUGGCCGAGAGGAGUUACUACUUAGAGAGAGCCAAACUAGAGAAAGAAGGUUUGGAUCCUAACUCAAAGCUCUCUGCACUGACUGCUGUAGACAUCCCAGGUUUCCGCAAGAUACUCCCUCGCUCAGAUUAUAUCAUUAUUCCCAAGAGCAGUCUGCAAGAGGAACGGAGCUGCCCUCAGCUUGAGCUAUGUGUGACUCAGAACCAGAUGUUCCCUAAAGGACUUGCUCUUGUAUCCAACAAUGUCCCGGAUACAGUGUCCAGCCACGUAGGCAUGACAGAACAGUGCCUGGCUGUGGAGGCUUUGGCUGAGGAGGUGGGAGCUCUUUCUCAGUCAAGUGCUGUGCAGGAGAUCGCCACUUCAGAGAUCCUCAGCCAAGAUGUGCUUCUGGAAGAGGCAUCCUUGGAGGAUUCCAGUGAGAAUAGCUCCUCUGCACCAGCCACUCAGUUCAUCAUGCUGCCUCUUCCUUCCUACUCAGUUGUGGAGAGCCCCACUUCUAUCAAACUGACUACUACGUAUACCCGCCGGGGCCAUGGGACAUGCACCAGCCCAGGUUGCUCCUUUACAUAUGCCACCAGGCACAAACCACCUAAGUGCCCUACCUGUGGUAACUUCCUAGGAGGGAAGUGGAUCCCAAAGGAAAAGCCAUCCAAAGUCAAAGUAGAACUGGCUUCCAGUGUCUCCUCCAGAAGUUCUAUGGUUAAAAGAAAUCAGCAGCUUGUCACCAAUGAGCCAAAUUCCUCUAAGGAAAAUGCAUCAAAAUUGACUCUGAAGAACUCAGAAGCUGUAAGCCACCUCUUGAAUAUAGCUCCUCCAAGAGAAGUGGGUGAGGAGAAUGAAUGGGAGGAAGUGGUUGUCUCCGAUGCUCAUGUUUUGGUCAAAGAAGCUCCUGGAAAUCAUGGUACAGCAAUCACCAAGAUGCCAGUCAUCAAGGCUGAGGUCACUCUGGGGACAGCUGAGAAUGAUAUUCCUAGGCCAGACAUUCCACAGCCAGGAGGGGGUACCAGUACGUCCAGUCUACUCCCUGCUCCUAAAAAAUCUCCAGGAGUUGACCUGCUUACCACUGGACCCAAAGUCUCAGAGCUUAAAGGCAGAGCACGGGGAAAGCCCUCAUUACUGGCUGCAGCAAGACCCAUGAGAGCUAUUCUGCCAGCCCCUGCAAAUGUGGGACGGGGCAGCAGCAUAGGACUGCCCAGGACCGGGCAGGCUUUUCCUCUGAGUGAUAAGACUCCCUCUGUGAUGACUUGUGGCCUGAAGGCAAGCACACUGAAGCAGCUGGGCCAGCCGAUCCAACAGUCAUCUAGUACUGGUGAAGUGAAGCUACCAAGUGGCCCAAACAACAGGACACCUCAGGUGAAAGUUGUAGAGGUCACGCCUGAGAUGUUUCCUCAGUAUAAAUACAGCUGCACUGUCACACUGGAUUUGGGCCUGGCUACAUCAAGAGGCCGAGGAAAGUGCAAGAAUCCCUCUUGUAGCUACAUCUAUACCAACCGACAUAAACCUCGCAUUUGUCCCAGCUGUGGUUUUAACCUUGCCAAAGACAGGACAGAGAAAACCACAAAGGCUAUUGAGGCAAGCUCACCACUCCCAGAUGUGCUGAGCACCACAGAGCCCCUGAGUGCAGCCCAGAGGGAGAUCCAGCGUCAGUCCACACUGCAGCUGCUACGCAAAGUCCUACAGAUUCCUGAGAAUGAGUCAGAGCUGGCUGAGGUCUUCGCCUUGAUUCAUGAACUCAAUAGCUCUCGGCUUAUCCUGUCCAACGUGAGUGAGGAGACAGUCACCAUUGAGCAAACCUCCUGGUCGAAUUACUAUGAAUCACCAUCCACGCAGUGCCUUCUCUGUAGCAGCCCAUUGUACAAGGGGGGACAAAACUCUCUGGCUGGGCCCCAGGAAUGCUGGUUGUUGACAGCUAGCCAGCUGCAGGUGGUGACUGCCCAGGUGAAAAUGUGUCUGAACCCUCAUUGUCUGGCCCUGCACAGCUUCAUGGACAUCUACACAGGUCUUUUUAAUGUGGGGAACAAGUUGCUAGUAAGCCUGGACUUGCUCUUUGUGAUCCGAAACCAGAUCAAGCUAGGAGAGGACCCCAGAAUGUCCGUCAGUGCAGUGCUGAAAUCUGUGCAAGAGCAAACAGAAAAGACUCUGACCACAGAGGAGCUGAGCCAGCUGCAGGAGCUCUUAUGCAAUGGUUAUUGGGCUUUUGAGUGCCUUACUGUUCGUGACUAUAAUGACAUGAUUUGUGGUAUCUGUGGUGUGGCACCCAAAGUGGAAAUGGCUCAGAGGAAUGAAGAGAACGUGCUGCUACUGAAGAGCGUGGAGUUCACCUGGCCUGAAUUCUUGGGCUCCAGUGAAGUGAAUGUGGAGGACUUCUGGGCCACAAUGGAGACAGAAGUGAUCGAGCAGAUGGCGUUCCCAGCCAGCAUCCCCAUCACCAAGUUUGACGCCUCUGUUAUUGCCCCCUUCUUUCCACCACUCAUGAAAGGAGCCGUGGUUGUCAACACUGAGAAAGACAAAAACCUGGAUGUACAGCUAGUACCUGGCAAUGGCAGUGCUUUGGUGAGGCUACUCCAGGAGGGCACCUGCAAGCUUGAAGAACUUGGCUCCUACACUGAGGAGGAGCUGCAGCACCUGCUGGAGCAAUGUGACAUCCCCUUUGGACCUGAAGACUCCAGGGAUCAGCUCUGCCUCUCCUUAUUGGCCCUCUAUGAAGCUGUGCAGAAUGGGGCCAGAGCUAGACAGCCCACACCUCACCUCACAGGGGGUAAAAUCUAUAAGGUGUGCCCCCAUCAGGUGGUCUGCGGCUCCAAGUACCUUGUUCGAGGUGAAAGUGCCCGUGACCAUGUGGAUCUGCUUGCUUCUUCCCGCCACUGGCCACCUGUCUAUGUGGUAGACAUGGCCACACCCGUGGCACUGUGUGCUGAUCUCUGCUAUCCAGAGCUCACCAGCCAGAUGUGGGGGAAGAACCAGGGUUGUUUCUCUAACCCUACAGAGCCAGCUGUGAGCGUGUCCUGCCCUGAACUCUUGGACCAGCAUUAUUCUGUCGACAUGACAGAGGCUGAACACUCUGUCCAGCACCCAGUCACCAAGACUGCCACACGGCGAAUAGUACAUGCAGGCACACAGACCAUUCCCAAUGAUCCCAGUGCUGGCCAUCACUCCUUGUCCCUGUGCCCUGAGCUGGCACCCUACGCAACUAUCCUGGCCUCUAUUAUGGACAGCAAAUCCAGUAAUGUCCGCCAGCGGUCCAUUGCCUUUGACAAUGCCACCCACUAUUACCUCUACAACCGCCUCAUGGAUUUCCUCACCAGCCGGGAGAUUGUCAACCGGCAGAUCCAUGACAUUGUGCAGAGUUGCCAGCCUGGUGAGGUAGUCAUUCGUGAUACCCUCUACCGCCUUGGGGUUGCUCAGAUCAAAACAGAGACAGAGGAGGAGGAAGAGAAGAUGGCCACAAUGGCAGAAUAAGCCAGUCUGUUGGACCAGGCCUGCCAUCUCAAGCCAUGUACCCACCCUUGCCUGAGGCAGACCUAUCCUGGGGACCUGUAGAAGCAAUCGUCUGUGGGGAGGGCCUCAAAUUGCUGGGACUGACCAAAGAGCUUCUAUUUACUGAGCAAGGCAGGGCCCUCAACCUCCAGAGCUCUGGGGAGGUGCCAGGAAACCCCUUACUGGCCUAGAGAAUGCAUGUGGGGGUUUAGCUUGUUUAAGGGAGGGAGCUGCCUCCCUGGGUCCACCACUACCUGUGGUGGCCUAAGGCAGGAGCAGGAGCCCUGCACCAGGUUGGGAAGCUGCCAAGCUACAUUAUCCCACAGGGAGGAACCCUAGCUCCAGUCUUACAGCUGUAUGGGCUUCUUAGCCUGUUGCCUUUGACUAGUGGCCUCUGUGGCUUCAUCCACUCUUGGGGUCCCUUAAGACUCUUGAUUUUCCCCAAAGGAAGGAUGCAUUUUUCUCCAGCUCUUCCUGUACCCACAGUGGGGGAAGCAGAUGAGGGAGAACAGUCAGCCACAACUUCUUCUGGGACUGCCCUCUGCUCUGAGCUUUGGGGAAGAGAACCCCUUCCUCCUUUCCCUGGCCACUGCUGCUGUACCCUACAUCCUCUGGGUCCUAAGACCCUCACCACAGAGAGGAUGUGGCCCAUGGUUGUGACAUAACCUGGUGGCAGUAGGAAAACUCCCUUCUGUGAAGGGGAAGCAGACAGGGCCAUAAGGAAACAGCAGGACUGGCUCAAGUGCCCAUCGUUUGCUUAGGGCCUGGGAAUUGGCCAGGUGUUAUUUAAUUUAUUGAGCGAGAUGGAGUAAGGGGCUUUUUCCCUCUCUCUUUCCCCAACAAGAAUAAAGUUUAUUAAAUUAUCUGGUUUUGAUGAA